Pseudomyrmex gracilis is the source of this 342-nucleotide messenger RNA. Its product is annotated as oocyte zinc finger protein XlCOF6-like. The coding region runs from base 1 to 342 and encodes 113 amino acids. NCBI's taxonomy places the organism in Eukaryota, Metazoa, Arthropoda, Insecta, Hymenoptera, Formicidae. The record is from RefSeq and is a predicted model, not a curated record. The transcript has 2 exons.
AUGAUUCUGAAACACGUCAGUCUAGCGAAGCAAGAUGAGAAAUGGGAAGACGAGGAGACAGAGACGUUUCUGCAAAUGUUACCGCUACCGUGGACGGAAGAGGUGUAUCAUCCGGGCGGCGAAAAUCUGAGGAAAACGAGAACGCGCUUUCCGUGUCCGCGCUGUCGCAAGAGCUACACCACGAAGAGCGCCGUCACGGCCCACUACAAGUACGACUGCGGCAAACCGCCGCGCUUCGAGUGUCCGUACUGCGGCAAACUCAGCAAGAAAAAAUUCAACGUGCAGGAUCAUAUCAGGCACAAACAUCCGUCGCGACCGAUAACCUGCAACACGCUCUUCUAG